AGCUUAACACUAUUGGAUGUCUGUGUUUUCCCUGACGUUCAUAGUGCCGCACCCUGAACCUCCCACAUCUACAUCCUCACUCUGCACGAUAAAUAUAUAUUUUUUAUUUAAUUUCCUGCAGCAGUUGGAGGGCAGGAAGGAUAACGCUUCGGCACCUUCCCGGACAGGUUUUGAGCCAGACAUGGGAGAGGAUCCACGGCAACUCGCUCUAUGACACGAACACACAGGGCGGGAAGGAUGGCUCUCACCAGCCGGGAGAUGUUGAGCUUGAUCGGAAGCGCCUGCCUCUGGCUGCCGCUGUUUGCGGAGAUGGUGGCCCAGGACAGCUACCUAAACGAGGUGCAGAACUCAGUACCACUGACCUGCUCUGAGGGAUUCACUGAGUUGGGAUACUACAACGGCACAGUGUCCCAGACAGACUCUGGUGCUCCUUGUCUGAAAUGGACUGAAUUUCCAGACUAUGUCAUGCAGUACCCGGGUCGCGGGCUGGGUGACCACAGCUAUUGCAGGAACCCGGACCGUGAGUCCAACCCCUGGUGCUUCUUUAGGCAAAACUCAGGAGCUAUCGGCUGGGCUUACUGCGACUGCCACCAAGGAGCAGUUCGUCUGGUUGGCAGCUCAUCUUCCGACAGUGGGAGGGUUGAAGUUUACCUGAAUGGGCAGUGGGGGGCGUUGUGCAAUUCCCACUGGACAGACCGAGAUGCAAGUGUGAUCUGCCGGCAGCUGGGUCUGGGUGAUAUUGGUACAGCGCUGCAGCUCUCCCAGUUUGGCUCAGGCUCUGGUCUCUUCCAUUAUGAACGUCUGGGCUGCCGUGGAGAUGAGGACACUCUGAGUAAGUGUCGAAGCAGGACGUUCGUCACCGGUGACUGCAGCCAUGGAAAUGAGGCGGCCGUGGUGUGUGCGCCACCUGAAGGGAGUGGUCCUCCGCUGCGUUUGGUGGGAGGCGAGGAAGACUUCGAAGGUCGUGUGGAAGUGUUUCACGGAGGCCGGUGGGGCUCAGUCUGUGAUGACCAGUGGGAUGACAGAGAUGCUGAGGUGGUGUGCAGACAGCUCGGUUUUGGGGGUGUAGCGAAGGCCUGGUCAUGGGCUCACUUUGGGCAGGGUUUAGGUCCCAUCCUGCUCGAUGCCAUGAAGUGCACAGGAAACGAGCUGUUCCUGGAUCAGUGCCCCCACGGUGACUGGGAGCAGCACAACUGCGACCACAUGGAGGACGCUGGGGUCUCCUGCAGCCCUUAUACAGAUGGGGUUGUGCGUCUGGUUGGAGGCGACACCCCCUGGGAGGGUCGAGUGGAAGUGUUUCACAACAGUGACUGGGGGACGGUGUGUGACGACCACUGGAGGCAGCAGCAUGCAGAGGUGGUCUGCAGACAGCUGGGAUACAGGGGUCAUGCUGAGGUCGUAGCAGAGGGGAUGUUCGGGGAGGGCACGGGUCUCAUCCUCCUGGACGACGUCCAAUGCGAGGGAUCCGAGACAUCCCUGCUGGACUGUCGGCAUGGCAUCUGGGGACGGACCGAUUGCUCCCACAGCGAGGACGUCGGGAUUCGCUGCAGAGGAAGAUCCAGCCAGGAGACCAAUGAAGUGCCAGUAAUUGCACCUUCAACAGGACCCCUGGUGCGUCUCAUGGGUGGCAGCAGCAGGAAGGAAGGUCGAGUUGAGGUGUAUCUCCAUGGAGACUGGGGAAGUAUUUGUGACUCGGGAUGGAACGACCUCAACGCCGCUGUGGUGUGCAGACAACUUGGACACAGUGGUGGAGCGGUUGUAGCCGGAGGGUUCGGUCAGGGGAAAGGGCCCAUCCACCUGGACCAGGUGAGGUGCACCGGGAAGGAGGAGUUCCUGGGAGAGUGCCCUUCACUUGGCCUGAACAUCCAGGGCUGCAGACGCAGGGAGGAUGCAGGGGUGAGGUGUGAUGUUGCGCCGCGGGAGGCGGCUGUGAAGUCCAAACCUCGGGAGGAGAGCUGUGGGCUGAGGAAGCUGGUGGAGGUUGAGGGGAAGCCAGGAAAUCAAGGAAAAGGGAACAUGCUCAGGACGACAUGGCCCUGGCAGGUGUCAGUGUGGCUUCAGUCUCAAGAAGGAGCUGGCGGUCCGCUCUGCAGCGGGACUCUUAUCAGCCCCUGCUGGGCGCUGACGUCUGCAUCCUGUCUCAGCAGGUUCGGCAGCAAUCCGUCCAUAUACGUGGUUCAGGUCGGGGCAUCGGAGCAGACUCUCAAACCGGAGCAGGUGGUGGUUCACAGGAAGUUCAAGGGUCAGAGUGGAGGCCACGACCUUGCGAUGCUGAAGCUGCCCAGCGCCAAGGGCCACUGUGUGACCUUUGAACCCAACACAAACGCAGCCUGCCUACCUGCUGAAGACUCUGCAGCAGGGGCAAAGACUGCAUCAUCCUGUGUUGUCAUGGUUGCCACAAGCUGGACAGGACCAGACUCAGUCAUUGCUUCCUGGGUCCCUCUGAUGUCAUCGUGGCAGUGUAAGAAACGCUUUGGCAACAGCUUCUCCAGUCACGGCACGUUGUGCGCCGGCAGUCCCCCGGACACCAGCCUCCUUCACGACGAUGGUUGCCAGGGCAACUCUGGAGGCGGGCUGUUGUGCCAGGAGGAGUCAGGCCGAUGGGUCGUCACUGGGGUCGUUGCCGGGGGCUACAGCUGCUCCGACCCGUCCUCCCCGGCGCUGUACACCCGGGUGAGCCGCUUCAGGAGCUGGAUCGAUGAAGUCAUCAACACGCACUCGCAUCUGGAAGAGGCGCCUGCACCCACAGCGACGCAAAAAAAUCCCACACGCAAUGAUGAUGACAUUUCACGCACACACGAUGAACACUCCGACACACACCAAGAGCUCCUACAGAAACACACACAUGCUCAUGCACACACUCAUAAGCAGCCAAGCUUCAAGAGCACACACAUGUUUCACACAGAGGAUGCAGACAAAAACAAACAGAUUGAGGUCUGAUUGAGGCCGUGCCAUUGGCUACCACCUGUGCCAUGUGACCACCUGAAGUGAGGAAGUAGCUUAAAGUUUCCUUAUUGAAGAAUUUUGACCAACAGAUUUAAGAUUUGCAGAGGCAGAAAUUGACGUUUGGAAUGAUCCAGAUUAAACAGCAUGUUAAUAAUCAGGGACAAAUCAGAACAGCAUGUAAUUACAGGACAAAACGUAUCUGAGGGACUUACUGAACAUGGUCGCACAUUAAUCUAUGCUAAUCUAAUUUAUUUAGUUGUGCUCUGUGUGAGUUAUUUGGAAAAUAGUGAAAUUUUAACAAACGAACAUCUAAUGUUUAGGCUGUCUGUGUAUGAAUCAUGUAGAUAAAGUCCUGCAGCAGACCAGGGCCAUCCCGGAUGAGCUUUAUAUAAAACUUAAUGUGUGUUUAUUUUUCGAACAGGGCUCAUCUCUUCAGGGUGUUGUCUUAAAAAGUGAAAGUGCUGUAGGUAAUUUAGCAGUUUAACUCAGGACCAUACCACUGCUUUAGCAUGUGUAUUUGUAUUUAAAACCACUGACCUGCAUUGUACGGUAAUUUACUGCUAAUUCUCAGCUGAAAAGAAUAAAUUUCUGUUAGUGUUUUAGUGAGGGAAGCAUAUGAUAUUAUUUGCUGUCAAUUUGCUGUGUUGUUAGUCCACCACAGGGGGAGCUGCAGCAUCAACAGCCUCCCACUAAAGACCCAACACAGGCUACAUUCAGAAAGGUUCCUACACAAUCUGGAAAAGUCUGCAAUUUGACUUUUUUGCAGGUCUGGAUAUGGAUGAAAAAAGAAAAUAAAAUAUGCAAAAAUAUUUGUAAUUCCAUACUUUUUCCCUCCCUUUCUUUGUUCCUUCCUUCUUUCUUUCCUUGGUUCUUUCAGUGUUUCCCUCUGUCCUUCCUUUAAUCUUUCCUUCCUUCCUUAUGUUCUCUCAUCCUUUCAUUUUUUUCUCCUCCCUCACUUGCAUCAUCCUUCCUUCCUCCCUUCCUUCCUUCCAUUCUCCCUUCCUUUUCUCCUUUACUUUUCUCCUUUUUUUCUCCUACCUUCCUAGUUCUGUAGUUAAAGGGUGACCAUUGCAGAAAUUUCUGCCAUUUAUUAAAAAUGAACAAGAGACGGAGAGCUGUGGAAAUGUGGGAAUUCUGAUAUUUCACAAAAACAAUGUGUAGAAACCCUGAUAUUUAUGUUAAUUGAUAAUUUACUUGUUUACUCGAGUAAAACAAUUAAAAAGGAGUUUAACAAAUAAACGCCACAUUACUUCCCAAGAUAAUGCACAAAACUAAGCUGAAAUACAGUAGUAUAGCAGCAGUUAAAGGGGCAGUACAGUCUUUAUCUGUAUUUAAAAUCAGCAAAAACAUUGGUAUGGUCCUGUAAGUCUGUACAGGGAAAUUCUCUGGUUUGAAAGCCAUUGGAAGCCAACAGUCAUGUGAUAAAUAUCCUUUUUGUAUCGCUCUAGACAAAUACAGUAGAUAGUUUCUCAGAUAGAUGCAUAGAUAGCUGCUGCUGCUGAGUUUAGAUAGUGUUAGAUAGCCAACCUUGCUGAGGCUUUUUCUGUUAUUCCCUGAGCAGAUGUGUGCUCUGAGCAGAAGGUGGCGACGUUGCUCUAUUUUCACAGGGCCACCCGCUGCCAAAAGACCAGGUCAUGAUGUUGUUUUUAUACGGUUGCAGUAAGUGUACGGACUUGUGUUGAUGUGCUGUGAAUCAUUGUAUCGUGAAGCAUCUUGUAAACUGUUACUGCCUGUCCUGAGCCUGUUGUUCAGAUGUACAUAAAUCCUCUCCUGCAGUGAUCUCUUGUACAUACAGUUUGUCUCUGAGAUGGGAGGCUGCAGGGUGAAUAAACUUGUGUUGAACCCAUCCUCUACUCCCUGGUGUACUGUGCUGAGUCAUGGCUGAGUAUUAAAGAAUUUGCUGACUACAA
Messenger RNA from Girardinichthys multiradiatus, 4856 nucleotides. Its product is annotated as neurotrypsin. The transcript is spliced from 14 exons. The record is from RefSeq and is a predicted model, not a curated record. Gene Ontology annotation, molecular function: serine-type endopeptidase activity. Gene Ontology annotation, cellular component: membrane. Gene Ontology annotation, biological process: proteolysis. The coding region runs from base 211 to 2940 and encodes 909 amino acids. Lineage: Eukaryota; Metazoa; Chordata; Actinopteri; Cyprinodontiformes; Goodeidae.